This is a messenger RNA of Cydia amplana, 2754 nucleotides long. It is a transcript of the gene Copg1, whose product is annotated as coatomer subunit gamma-2-like. Gene Ontology annotation, cellular component: COPI vesicle coat; endoplasmic reticulum; Golgi membrane. The coding region runs from base 75 to 2675 and encodes 866 amino acids. The record is from RefSeq and is a predicted model, not a curated record. Gene Ontology annotation, biological process: intra-Golgi vesicle-mediated transport; intracellular protein transport; endoplasmic reticulum to Golgi vesicle-mediated transport. NCBI's taxonomy places the organism in Eukaryota, Metazoa, Arthropoda, Insecta, Lepidoptera, Tortricidae. Gene Ontology annotation, molecular function: structural molecule activity. The transcript is spliced from 2 exons.
UAGCAGAUGAUUUCUUUGGAGUUGUGUUGGUUAUUCUACAAAAAUAGUUAUUCUCCGAGUAUUACUCGAAAAACAUGAGUUCUUUCCGUCGAGAUAAGAAAGAAGAAGAAGAAGGAGGCGGGAAUCUUUUCCAAAACUUGGACAAAACUACACUUAUUCAAGAGGCCAGAUAUUUUAAUUCGACGCCAGUUAACCCAAGAAAAUGCAUUUUGAUUUUGUCUAAAAUACUAUAUUUGCUAAAUCAAGGCGAGAAACUAACCACUCAAGAAGCAACGGACAUGUUCUUCGCAACAACGAAACUGUUCCAAUCCAAGGAUGUAAUGCUCCGCCGGCUGGUUUAUCUGUGUAUCAAGGAGCUUAGUUCCAUGGCGCAAGAUGUGAUUAUUGUGACGUCAUCACUUACCAAGGAUAUGACUGGCAAAGAGGACUUGUACCGGGCUGCUGCAAUCCGAGCUCUGUGCACUAUUACGGACAGCACAAUGCUGCAAGCUAUUGAGCGCUAUAUGAAGCAGGCCAUAGUAGAUAAAAAUCCAGCAGUGAGCUCUGCAGCGCUAGUGUCAGCCUUACACUUGUCUGCAACUAACCCAGACCUUGUUCGCAGAUGGGUAAAUGAAGCUCAGGAGGCAAUAUCAUCUAGCAACAUUAUGGUGUCCUACCACGCAUUGGCAGUUGUUGCGGGAGCUCGGCGCAACGAUCGAUUGUCUACCGUCAAGCUGGUCACGAAAUUGUCUCACUCCCAUCUUACGUCGCCAUACGCACUAUCGCUUUUGAUUCGCCAAGCCGCUAAACUCGCCGAGGAUGAUCAAACUGAUAAUACUGAACAACACUUGGAAUUCAUUGAAUCGUGUUUACGUCAUCCAUCUGAAAUAGUAGUAUAUGAGGCAGCUCACGCGCUUGUGAAUCUGAGGCAGUCUGCUAGAGACCUCGCGCAGGCUGUAUCUGUACUGCAAGGCUUCUGUGGCUCCUCAAAGGCAGCGCUACGACUAGCCGGCGCUCGGACCUUGGCUAGACUUACAGCCAAAUAUCCAAGUGCUGUUACCACUUGUGCACUGGAUUUGGAAAAUUUAAUAACAGACCCAAAUCGAUCCGUCGCUACCUUGGCCGUCACGACUCUCCUUGCCACGGGCGCAGAGAGCUCUAUUGACCGUCUGAUGAAACAAAUUUCGAGCUUCAUGUCUGAAAUAUCUGAUGAGUUCAAGAUCGUGGUAGUCCGUGCCAUUCGCCAAUUAUGUUCAAAGUACCCAAGAAAACAUCAAUCUCUCGCGGCUUUUCUGGCAGGAAUGCUUCGUGACGAAGGUGGCGUUCAAUAUAAGACAGCUAUAGCCGAUGCGAUCAUUGCGCUUGUUGAGGAAAAUCCUGAUGCUAAAGAAACUGGUUUGGCGCAUCUAUGUGAAUUUAUUGAGGACUGUGAACACGUCUCACUGGCCGUUCGCAUAUUGCAUGUAUUAGGACGUGAAGGACCAAAGGCUAGGCAACCAUCCAGGUACAUAAGAUACAUUUAUAACCGUGUGAUUUUGGAGUCUGGACCAGUGCGUGCCGCUGCAGUCUCAGCCGUCGCUAAGUUCGGGGCGGUGCGCCCAGAAUUACUUCCUAAUGUAAGAGUACUUCUAGCUCGGUGUCAAUUAGAUGACGAUGAUGAAGUACGCGACCGAGCGAUAUGUUACAGCGCCAUUUUGGACUCCACUGACCGUCAGCUUAUUGAUGAUUUCAUAAUUAAUGUGCCAGUACCAAACGUGGUGCUUUUAGAAAGAGCACUUCGAGACCAUCUGGCCACUAUGCCUGGAGAGCCAUUUAAUAUCGAUUCAGUACCUACAGCGGAAGAACCUCAGAAAGUUACGGAAUCCCCUGUAGAAAUAGAACCUCGGAAACUCAUCACGGUUUCUCGUGAAGAGCAGUAUGCUGACCAAUUAAAGGUGAUUCCUGGAGUAGAAGUAUUUGGACCCUUAUUUAAGACAUGUAAGGCAGUUGAUUUAACUGAGCCCGAGACAGAGUACACAGUUCGUUGUGUUAAACACGUCUAUGCUCGCCAUUUAAUACUUCAGUUUGAAUGCCUUAAUACCCUCAGUGACCAGAUUUUGGAAAAGGUUCACAUACGCCUAGAGCCUGCACCUGGUUACAAGAUUCUCGGAGAAAUCGCCUGCGAACAACUUCCUUACGACAAGCAGGGAAGCGUAUUCUGUAUUUUGGAGUUUCCGCAAAGCCCCAUUGAGACGCUUGGUACGUUUGGCGCCACUCUCGAGUUCGUAGUUCGCGAUUGUGACCCCACAACCGGACUACCCGAUUCCAGAGAAGGGUACGCUGAUACAUAUCCUUUAGAAGAGGUAGAGAUAGGAUGUGCAGAUCAGUUCCGAACCAGAGCGGCAUCCGACGAGUGGGAAUCAUCGUGGGAGAGGGCGUCGACCGCGGCGGAAGCCUGCGAUACAUUUGAAUUGUCUCAGCGAGACGUGGGUGAAGCCGCAUUAGCCGUCUGUACUCAUUUAGGUUUACCUAAAGCGGCUAUAAUUGGAGGGUCAGAUGCGGUGAAAGAGAUCCGAGGCGGUGGAUUGUGGAGGGAGGGUUCCCCGGCGCUAUUAAGGGCCCGACUGGUAGCCGCCCAAGGCAUCGUCACUAUGCAGCUGGCCGUGCGCUCGCCUCGAGACGAUAUCGCCACUCUUAUGUUAGUAGCUGUCGGUUAAGCUUCUAAUAUUUAUUCUUACUGUCUUUAUGUAGAUUACCUAUAAAAAUAUUUGCGAUAUGUAAAUAAAAUUAUCAUAA